GAAGAUGGGUAGGUGAGGUGUGAGGUGGGGCUGCUUGUGAGAAUGAGGCUGAUGUGUGUUUCAGUAGGGGAGAAGUUGAACCGUGGGAAUUCUAAACGGUCAAUGAAUGGAUUCGGUCGGCGAUCGACGAAUACCACAUUGGAAAGCCGCAUGACGAUGGAUGACUCGCUCCUGGUGGCAAGCGGCACCAACCGCGAUCAGCCGACUCAGAAGGACGCAUCCCCUGUUCAAGAGAAAGAUGUUCCAAAAGGCUGGGGCGGUCCUCAAUCGUUGGGGAUCUACACGUAUGCUCCCCAACUGCUACCACAAUCCAUCCCCCGACCCCACUCCUUACCAGGCCUGUCCUACGAUCACCGAUCCGACUGGCGGAGAUCUAUAGAGCAGGCGAGAAACCUCCUUCAGAAGCAGGUAGAAGAGAUGGCUGCGGCGGCUGAGGAAGGUGAGCGGGCGAUCUUGGCGGAGAAAGAAGGAGAGUAUAAUCGAGGCCUGGAUACGCCCGACACGACGGUUCCAGCCCUCGCACCACAGGCGGGACCACACCCGCCCGAAGAGCCAGAUAUACCCGAGUCGGAGCUCUGCAAAUACUGCGACCUCCCUCGCGAAGCCCACGAACCUCCCAAACCCACCACCGCUACCCUCAUCAACCCCACCGGCCCUCGAACCCCCAGUGCCCCCCACUCCCUCCCGCACCACCCCACUACCUACCACCCCUCGUACAACUCCAUCUCGAUCCCCCUCCCCGCUCUCGAGGAACUCGGCAGCAUGGUAGAUGCAGGGCUCGAGAAGCUGGGGGAGGGGCUCGCCCACGUGCACGCGCUUGCGCGGCAGGAUAUUGAGUUGCGGGGGGUGACGGAGGGGGUGGCGGGGGAGAUUGCGGAGGGACAGGGGAGAAGGCGGUUGUGGCAGCUUACGGAGUGUGGGGCGAGGGGGAAGGGGGAGUGGGUGGUGGAAAGGGAGAUGGGAAAGGAGGUGGAGAGGGAGAUGGGGCGGAAGGCGUGGGGGAAGGGAUUUGGGAAAGGAGGUUUUGAGGAGUUAGUGACGGACCAUCGGUGUUGAUGUGCGCUCGGGAUGGGACAUGGAAUACCUGUGUAUUCCCGUAGCCAUGGCAGUGGGAAUCCGCCUGGGGAGAUGCCAUACUAUGGCUACUCAUGGGAUUUCGACUGAUCUUAAUGCAUAAUAGGGAUCUGAAUCAAAGGACUUUGCGGAUUGUGAUGCCGUCCCCUUGUCUUCUUCAGAGGGCUUUGAGAAUGGGCUCGAUUUCAACUUGAAAAGAUAAACAGGCACAACCUCGUCAGGCAAUAUGGAAGUUAUCCCGCUUGUCUCACCCGUGAUACGGGACGCCUUCUGAAGGGCUCAACCACUUGAUAUGCCCGUGCCUUACCUUAAGCGUAGAGGAGUGGUGGCUAGGAAGAGGAACAUCGCGGACGCUGUGGCUGCGAUCCGUCAGUCAGCUCCUACCGGGUAACCGACUACAAUUGAGC
Eremomyces bilateralis CBS 781.70 is the source of this 1481-nucleotide messenger RNA. RefSeq lists its product as uncharacterized. The record is from RefSeq and is a predicted model, not a curated record. Bases 43 to 1056 code for a protein of 337 amino acids. The transcript has a single exon. Lineage: Eukaryota; Fungi; Ascomycota; Dothideomycetes; Eremomycetales; Eremomycetaceae.